AUGGCUACGUCAACCGGAACCGGAUGGGCCCAGCUUCGGCAGCAGGCCCGUUCGUUGGAAACGCAGACGGAAGGACUCUUCCACACCUACGCACAGUAUGCCUCGAUGACCAAACUGCCGCCGCAGCCUUCGGAAGAAGAGCAACGGAUCGAAGGCCAGUUACGGGAUCUCCUUGAGAAGCGCGAAAACCUCAUUUCCCAACUAUCUCGGCUCCUCGAUUCUGAAGCCAGCCUCACCUCCUCUGCCCUCAAACAGAACAACCUCUCCCGUCAUCGAGAGGUCCUCCACGACCAUCGACGUGAGCUGCAGCGCCUGAAGGCAAGCAUAUCCGAAUCCAGAGACCGAGCGAACCUCCUCUCCAACGUUCGUUCCGAUAUCGAUGCGUACAGAUCCAACAACCCCGAAGCGGAAGCCGAAUACAUGCUCCAGGAGAGGGGGCAUCUUGACAGCAGUCAUAAUGUAAUGGAUGGCGUGCUGAGCCAGGCAUAUGCCAUCAACGAGAAUUUUGCUUUCCAGCGAGAGACGCUGGCUAGUAUCAACCGACGAAUUGUCGGGGCUGCUAGCUCGAUUCCCGGUGUGAACUCGUUGAUUGGGAAGAUCGGCGCAAAGAGACGACGGGAUGGCAUUAUUCUGGGUGCUUUUAUUGGCUUUUGUUUCCUAAUGCUGCUCUUUUUCCGAUGA
Molecule: messenger RNA, 681 nt
Organism: Paecilomyces variotii
Lineage: Eukaryota; Fungi; Ascomycota; Eurotiomycetes; Eurotiales; Thermoascaceae
Product: vesicle transport v-SNARE protein superfamily
Exons: 3
Coding region: 1-681 (226 amino acids)
Biological process (GO): vesicle fusion; endoplasmic reticulum to Golgi vesicle-mediated transport
Cellular component (GO): SNARE complex; cis-Golgi network; Golgi membrane
Molecular function (GO): SNAP receptor activity
Source: RefSeq, a predicted model, not a curated record